Lecanosticta acicola is the source of this 1832-nucleotide messenger RNA. The record is from the annotation of a GenBank genome assembly. NCBI's taxonomy places the organism in Eukaryota, Fungi, Ascomycota, Dothideomycetes, Mycosphaerellales, Mycosphaerellaceae.
AUGGAUCGGAUUCGCGCUCUCGUUCACGGACACACGCGUUCCAGAGAAACCAUCAAGCAACGAUGCACUUCGAUCAAGGCUUGGGAACUGCCCAAACAGGACAGUGCCUUGGCACCAGAGUACGUAUGGACCAACAAGGACAUGGAUCCCGUGCCCGUCGAGGACCAGACUUGGACACUCUGGACCUGGAUGGCAUACUGGGCUACUGAUACUAUCAAUCUGGGAACUUGGGAGACCGCCAGCUCCAUCAUCGCCGUUGGCCUUACAUGGCGCGAGGCUAUUCCCAUCAUGAUCGUUGGAACAUUUUGUGUAGCCAUUCCUAUGGUGUGAGUAUCAACUGAAGUGUCAACUUGCGAAUACAGGGCGAGCUUUGGGCUGACCGUCGCAGCCUCAAUGGAGCCAUCGGUGCUGCUCUACACAUCCCUUUCUCCGUCAUCAUCAGGUCGGGCUUUGGCUACUACUUCGCGUACUUCGCCAUCAUCUCUCGAAGCAUCCUGGCCAUGUUCUGGCUCGGUAUUCAAAGCGCCAACGGAGCUCAAGCAAUGACCAUCAUGAUCUCGUCCAUCUGGCCAUCGUACAACGACAUCCCAGACACCAUUGGCUACGCAACCCAAGGCAUCUCCACCAAAGGCAUGAUCAGCUACUUCCUGUUCUGGCUCAUUCAGCUUCCCUUGCUGCUCAUUCCGCCGACGAAGCUCCGAUGGCUGUUCCUGGUUAAGCUCAUCGCAGCGCCCGUCACCGCCAUCGCUACUCUGGGCUGGUGUGUCCACAAGGCCGGCGGAAGCGGCGCUCUCUUCGAUCAGCAGCCUACCGUCUCCGGCAGCAACUACGCUUAUCUGUGGCUCACGACCAUGUCUGCCGUGACUGGCUCGUGGGCUACCCUUGCCUGCAACAUCCCUGACUUCAGUCGAUAUGCCAAGAGCUCCAAAGGGCAAUACAUCCAGUUGCCAUUCCUGCCCAUCAUCUUCACACUCUGCGGCGUCCUCGGCAUCAUCACGACAUCUGCCACCAAGAUCAUCUUCAACGAGUUCUACUGGAACCCUCUGGACAUCAUCACGCAUUGGCAAGCUUACGGACAUGGGGGCCGUGCCGCUGCUUUCUUCGCCGCGACUUCCUGGUACAUCGCUCAAGUCGGCACCAACAUCACCGCCAAUUCCAUCUCGGCCGCCAACGACUUGACCGUCCUCUUCCCCCGCUGGGUCAACAUUUUCCGCGGCUGCAUCAUUGCCGCGGUCGUCGGAGGCUGGGUCAUCGUCCCCUGGAAGAUCAUCAGCUCCGCCGAGACCUUCCUCUCGUUCAUGGGCGGCUAUUCUGUCUUCCUCGCCCCCAUCGCCGGCAUCAUGGCUUGCGAUUACUGGCUCGUCAAACGCCAGAACAUCGACGUCCCCGCCCUCUACGACCCCCACGGCCGCUACCGAUACUUCCACGGCGUCAACUGGCAAGCCCUCGUCGCCUUCCUCCUCGCCAUCGGCCCCAAUCUCCCCGGUCUCGCCUACAGCAUCAAUGCCAACAGCACCAUCACCACCGGCGCCAAACACCUGUACAGCUUCUGCUGGCUGUAUGGCUUCGUCAGUUCCAUCUCCAUCUACUGGACGCUCCACAAGAUCUUCCCCGCUACGGAGAGUCAGGUGGGCAAGACGAUCGACGGGGUGGAAAUCGUGGCCGAGAGGAAGGAUUAUAGCAGUGAUGGGGGGGAUGACGAAAAGCAUCUCGGCCGCGUCGAGGAGAUUCAGCAUGGGGCGGUGGAAGGUGUGGGGUUUGCGAAUGUGGAUCCCUUGCAUAGGGCUAGUCAUACCUAUGAGAGGAGGGGAUCGAUUAGUCAUGUCAAGUAG